AUGUCGGAGAAAAAGCGUUUCAAUAUCAAGCCAUUUCGGGCCCACGUUCCCAUGGACCGGACCGUCGCGAGUCAGACUUGGGAGGCUUUGGCCAAUGCCAUUGAUGAAAUUUACAACCGCAAUGCAUCUCAACUUUCCUUUGAAGAACUCUAUCGAAAUGCCUACAAUCUAGUCUUGCACAAACACGGAACCUUGUUGUAUGAAGGAGUCUCGGAUAAGCUAUCUUCUCAUUUGCUAGCUACCGUGGAACGAGUAGCGGAGGUUCCAGACUCGUCUCUUUUGGAAGAAAUUUCCAAAACCUGGAAGGAGCAUCAAAUCACCAUGAUCAUGGUCCGGGAUAUUCUCAUGUACAUGGAUCGAACCUACAUUAAACAACAACGCCGGAGACCAAUCUAUGAAUUGGGACUUCACCUGUUUCGAAUUACAGUUUGGGAUCACCCUAGGAUACAACCCCGGGUUACGGAACUCUUGUUGUCCACCAUUGCUUCCGAACGCGCUGGACUUUUGACUGAUGAUCGAUCACUGUUGAAGAAUAAUUUGGGAAUGCUUCUAGAAUUGGGCCAAGCAGACUCCUCGAAUGUGUAUGAACGUGACUUUGAAAGUCUAUUUUUGGGAACAACCCAAGAGUUCUACCGUGUAGAGUCUAUGGAUUACUUGAGCAAGACAACGGCAACGGAUUAUGUUACCAGAGCAGCCAAGCGUUUGGAAGAGGAGAAGGAACGAUCGGGAGCUCUUGCUCUACCAAUCUCUACAGAAUCUCCAUUGCAAAGAAUUAUUCAGACGGAAUUGAUUGAACGCCAUGCCAAGACGAUUGUGGAUAUGGAAAAUUCUGGAUUUGCUUCGCUCUUGAAGGAUGACACCAAGCUAGAAGAGAUGAAGAAUGUGUAUAACUUGUUCUUGAGAGUGCCAUCUUCGGUCGACUUUUUGAGAGACGCAUUAUCGGAAAGAAUCAAGGCAGAUGGCAAGUCGUUGAUUUCGGAUCAGGAAAAGGGCGCAGCGGAUGCCCCAGCAUUCGUUAAGGGUGUUCUUUCCAUGCGCAGCAGAUACGAAAAGAUUGUCGACGUGUCCUUUCGUGGAGAAAAGAAAACUAGAAAGAGAAUGAAGGAAGCUUUUGAAGACUUUUUGAAUACAGAUGCCAGAGCAGCUUCUUGUCUUGCUCUAUAUGUGGAUGAAAAGCUUCGCAUUGGUCUCAAGGGCGCCACUGAAGAAGCUGUCAAUGAAGAAAUACAAAAUAUUAUCACUGUGUUUCGAUAUUUGUCAGACAAGGAUGUGUUUGAAAGCUUUUACAAACAGCACUUGGCGAAGCGUCUGUUGAGCGGGAAGACUGUGGGUGACGAUGCGGAACGUGCCAUGGUCAGUCAAUUGAAGGCUGAAUGCGGCUAUCAAUUUACCAGCAAGUUGGAGGGAAUGUUUAACGAUAUGAGAAUCUCCUCCGAUAUGAGGGAUGCAUACAAGCAACACAAGCGGCACCAAGAAACUCAAGCUGCCGCCGCUGAGCCUACCAGCAACAAACCACUUGAUAUUGAAGUCGAUGUAUUGACAAACGGUUACUGGCCCUCCCAAAAGGUCCCACCUUGUACCCUACCAACUCAGGUUCAAGAUGCAAUCAAGAAGUUUUCCGAUUUCUAUUUGGAAAAGCACAGUGGCCGCAAGCUUUCGUGGCAAACUUCAGCGGGGUCUGCUGAUUUGAAAGCUACUUUUGGAAGUGAACCAAACUACCGUCGGCACGAACUCAUCGUAUCAACGUACCAAAUGUGCAUUCUUCUGCUAUUCAACGAGAAGGAGACACUGACAUUGGGGGAGAUUCGAUCAGAAACUCAAAUUCCGGAUCAAGAACUGAGACGACAUUUAAUUUCCUUGUGCACUCCCAAAAAUCGUAUCUUGCGCAAGGGAAGCAAAGGACGUGGGAUCACAUCCGAUCAAGAUACCUUUACUUUCAACUCGGAGUACACUAGUAAAUCCAAGCGUGUUCGCAUCCCUUUGGUGAAGGAAAGUUCGGUAAAGAAGGGCGAUAAUGCUGGUGGUGGCGGAGCUGGUGGUGGCGCAGUUGCCAAUAGAGUGCCUUUGGUUGUGGAAGAGGACCGAAGGCAUCUUGUAGAGGCUUCGUUAGUCAGAAUAAUGAAGGCCAGAAAAACGCUUCACCACAAUGACUUGAUUGCGGAAGUCACAAAGCAACUGAGCGUUCGAUUCACACCGGCUCCUCAAUUCAUCAAGAAGAGAAUUGAGAGCCUUAUUGAGAGAGAAUACCUGGAACGCACAAAGAGGGACUACCGAGUCUAUCAAUAUGUGGCGUAA
Molecule: messenger RNA, 2295 nt
Organism: Cylindrotheca closterium
Lineage: Eukaryota; Bacillariophyta; Bacillariophyceae; Bacillariales; Bacillariaceae
Source: the annotation of a GenBank genome assembly